AUGGCACCGUAUGAGGCACUUUAUGGUCGUAAGUGUUGCACUCAUUUGUGUUGGACUGAGUUGGGUGAGCAACGUGUUCUGGCUCUGGAGCUGAUCUCUGAGACUGAGGAUAAGGUUCGGUUGAUCCGAGAACGUCUGAAAGUGGCUUCUGAUAGGCAGAAUUCUUAUGCUAAUUUGAAUAGGAAAGACAUUAAGUAUUCUGUUUUGAGGUUCGGACGCAAGGGUAAGCUGAGUCCUCGGUUUAUCAGGCUGUACUGGAUUCUGAAGCGAGUGGGGCUAGUCGCAUAUCAAUUGGAGCUACCUCUAGAGUUGGAUCAUAUACAUGACGUGUGUCACGUCUUGAUGUUGAGACGUUAUCGCUCUAAUCCCACACACAUUGUGCCUAUAGAGAAGAUUGAGGUUAGACCAGAUCUGACGUUCGAGGAGGAGCCAGUUCAAAUUUUGGAUCGCGACGUCAAGAUUCUGUGUAGGAAAUCUAUUACUUUGGUAAAGGUGCUAUGGAGGAAUCAUAGCACUGAGGAAGCUACUUGGUAG
This is a messenger RNA of Gossypium arboreum, 534 nucleotides long. RefSeq lists its product as uncharacterized. The record is from RefSeq and is a predicted model, not a curated record. The coding region runs from base 1 to 534 and encodes 177 amino acids. The transcript is spliced from 2 exons. NCBI's taxonomy places the organism in Eukaryota, Viridiplantae, Streptophyta, Magnoliopsida, Malvales, Malvaceae.